ACUAGUAUUUUGAUUAAUACCUUGCAUUUUACUUAAUAUAAACUCCAUACAAAAAUAACAUAUUGAUUUAAACAUAGUCGAGUGGAAAAGACAGCAUAUUCCAAUCAAUCACCUCCUUAAGGACAUACAAAAGCUAAAAAGAAAAGAAAAGAAAAGAAAAGAAAAGAAAGAUACACACGGGUGACAUUAAUAUCCAAACCAAAACAUCCUUUGUGUUCAAAGAUCGUAGUGCGAAGAAACUGCCUAAAUAAAAAUUAAAAAUAAAAGGCCGUUCAAAUUUCCCUAGAUCUGUGGUUGAAUAUUUGGUAAACCCAGAAUAAUACGAUUAGUCAGUUUUUUUUUUUUUCCAUUUUCAAAAUUACUUAACAUAAAUGAAUUCUUCGAUCUCAACGACAAAAACCCUAAUUUCUCAACUCAUUAACAUCAAUCAUGCUGUUGCUUGAACUUCAGAGUAUCAUCCAUUGACAACAGAACAAUCGAUUAUCAUAAUUUGGGUUUUAUUGUUUGAUUGAUUGAUUGCUCUGUGAGAUAGGAUCCUGUAAUGGCGGAUGCAUUGUCCAUAAUUCCGGCUGCUGUGCUUCGUAAUCUUGCCGAUAAGUUGUAUGAGAAGCGGAAGAAUGCUGCUCUUGAGGUUGAAGGGAUUGUGAAGCAAUUGGCUGCGGCUGGAGAUCAUGAGAAAAUAACUGCUGUGAUCAAUUUGUUGACUGACGAAUUCACAUUUUCGCCGCAGGCUAAUCAUCGAAAGGGUGGAUUAAUUGGAUUAGCUGCGGCAACUGUUGGUUUGACCUCCGAGGCCGCUCAGCAUCUCGAGGGUUCAUAUGGGAGUUACUUGUACGACGGCCAAGAUAAUCUUGCUUCCAUAACUAUGAGGCAAAUUGUUCCGCCUGUGCUCAAAUCCUUUUCUGAUCAAGAUAGCAGAGUUCGUUAUUAUGCAUGUGAAGCUUUGUACAACAUUGCAAAGGUUGUAAGAGGGGAUUUCAUUGUGUUUUUUAAUCAGAUAUUUGAUGCUUUGUGCAAGCUAUCUGCAGAUUCCGAUGCUAAUGUGCAGAGUGCUGCUCAUCUUUUAGAUAGGCUUGUAAAGGAUAUUGUGACAGAAAGUGAUCAAUUCAGCAUUGAAGAAUUCAUACCGUUGCUGAGGGAGCGCAUGAAUGUAUUAAAUCCCUAUGUUCGUCAAUUUCUGGUUGGAUGGAUCACUGUCUUGGACAGUGUUCCUGAUAUUGAUAUGCUGGGUUUUCUUCCUGAUUUCCUCGACGGUUUAUUUAAUAUGCUAAGUGAUUCUAGCCAUGAAAUACGACAACAGGCUGACUCAGCACUAUCAGAAUUUCUCCAAGAGAUCAAAAACUCUCCAUCUGUAGACUAUGGUCGCAUGGCUCAAAUUUUGGUGGAAAGGGCAAAGUCUGGUGAUGCAUUUACUCGUCAGACUGCCAUUACUUGGAUUAAUGAAUUUGUAAAAUUAGGGGGGGAUCAGCUUUUACCAUAUUAUGCUGCUAUUCUGGAGGCCAUAUUGCCUUGUAUUUCAGACAAAGAAGAGAAGAUUAGAGUUGUUGCUCGAGAGACGAAUGAAGAACUUCGCUCAUUCAAGGCGGCUCCAGGUGAAGGAUUUAAUGUAGGAGCAAUCCUUGCUGUUGCAAAGAGACAUUUAUCCAGUGAAUGGGAAGCUACUCGUAUUGAAGCACUGCAUUGGAUUUCAGCCCUUUUGGAUAAGCAUCGUGAUGAGGUUUUAUCCUUUUUAAGCGAUAUAGUUGAUACACUUCUCAAAGCACUCUCUGAUUCUUCGGACGAGGUAGUGCUCUUGGUGCUUGAGGUGCAUGCAUGCAUAGCCAAAGACACAGAGCACUUUCGCAAUCUUCUGGUUCAUUUGCUUCAGAACUUUCAGAACGACAAUUCUCUAUUAGAAAAACGGGGUGCAUUGAUAAUUCGACGGCUCUGUGUACUCCUUGGUGCUCAGACAGUAUAUCGCGAGCUUUCCAUUAUUCUUCAGAAGGAACCUGAUCUUGAUUUUGCUUCUAUCAUGGUUCAGGCAUUAAACUUAAUUUUACUCACAUCCGCUGAGUUAUCGGAACUGCGGGAGCUACUGAAGCAUUCUCUUGUCAACAGUGCUGGGAAAGACUUGUUUCAUGCUUUAUAUGCUUCUUGGUGCCAUUCUCCAAUGGCAAUCAUUAGUUUGUGCUUAUUAGCUCAGACAUACCAGCAUGCCAGCACUGUUAUACAGUCUCUGGUUGAAGAGGAUAUCAACAUUAAAUUUUUGGUCCAGCUUGACAAAUUGAUUCGGUUACUUGAGACUCCAACAUUUGCUUAUCUGAGAUUGCAGCUUCUGGAGCCUGGAAGGUAUACAUGGUUGUUGAAAGCCCUUUAUGGCCUGCUUAUGCUACUUCCCCAGCAAAGUGCAGCCUUCAAGAUAUUGCGUACUCGAUUGAAAACUGUUCCCCCAUACUCCUUCAGCAGUGAGCAACAUUGGAAUUCAUUUCCAGAAACCUCACACUCAAAGGUUGCAAAUCACAUGGAUAGUGGACCAGACUGUAACCAAGAUGGUAUCGUACAAGAUGUGGAGACUAUGAGCAAUGGAAUUAACUUUGCUUCAAGACUGCAGCAGUUACAGAAAAUGCAGCAGGAGCAUCGCGCACAGGCUAAAUCACAAGCCCGGGUUAAAAAGGCUUCAGCCAAUUUGACAAAGGAGACUCAGAGACCUGAAGAAAACAGGGAGCAAUCAUGUACGUCUGACACAAACCAGCCUACCAAUCCAUCAAGAAUGGGUCCAGGGCAGUUGCAAUUGUAAUUAGGUAAUCUCAUUUAUUUUGGCGUGGCUGCUCACUCCCUCUGCCCAGAUCUCUUCAUCGAAGCCAUGGUGGGAUCUGAUAUUAUUUGUAAAAUUGUAUAUUUCUAGCCUUUUGUUCUUUUGAUAAGGGGAGAUUUGGUUUUCGGUAGUUUACAUCGAGAGAUCAUUAAAGAAAAAAAAAGAGAUCUAUUCUUGGUACUUUUUUUUUUUUUGUUGGGGGGUGGGGGGGUGGUUUUGGGGUGAUGUGGGUUAAAGAAUGGCGCUUUGCCCAUGUGGUUCCUGUUGUUUUUAUUAUAAACUACGGGGGGAUGAAGGGAGCAUAUUUUUCUACUUUGCAAAGGCCGUCGAUUGUUGUUCAUCUAUUUCAAAAUAAAAUAAGCAGGCGUCUUAUAUGUGAAUAUACUUGGCCUCUGGCUAGAUUGAAUUUAUAGCAUUCGUGAUUCGUGAACUUCUGUAUUUAAGUUGUGUAACAUCACCGAUUAGCCAAUUGUUUUCGUAAUAAUUUGUUCUGCCUUGUUUAUAGUUGUACAAUGACAAUUACGCUAAUGAGGCUAUUGGGUGAUCAUUUUGUAAUAUCAGAUAGCGUACUAAAUGAGUUGAGGAAAUUGGAUACUUAUUAGAAGUUCCAUUUUUCUUUGUGUUUGGUGCUUCUUCUAGUUUACAAUAAAUUUUUGCGGCUUUUGUCCUCAA
Messenger RNA from Chenopodium quinoa (quinoa), 3466 nucleotides. RefSeq names its product protein VAC14 homolog. Bases 542 to 2776 code for a protein of 744 amino acids. Gene Ontology annotation, biological process: phosphatidylinositol biosynthetic process; positive regulation of kinase activity. Lineage: Eukaryota; Viridiplantae; Streptophyta; Magnoliopsida; Caryophyllales; Amaranthaceae. The transcript has 21 exons. Gene Ontology annotation, cellular component: PAS complex; endosome membrane. The record is from RefSeq and is a predicted model, not a curated record.